AUAUACCUAAAACAUUCUGGUGAGUGUGGAAUAUAGUGUGGUGAGCCGUGAGCCGUGACCGGUGAGUAGCGAGGUGCUAAGUGAAUUUAGCUUCUCACCAACUAAAUAAACCUCUCGUCUCCAUUACAAUGGAGUCGCUGGGUUUCAAUAUUUGGGGAAUUUUCCCUCCAUUUCAUUCUCAAACCCCGAGAAAAAGAAGAAACCCACGUAGUAAAAGUGAUUCCUCAGUUGAGCCUACCGGAGGCGCCGCUUUCCGCUUUCCGAUCAAGCAAGCUGCGACGGCGGCUACUCUUGCUGUCACCGGAGACACUCUUGCUCAGCUCCGUGAAAGAUGGGUCAACAACAAAUCAUCGUCUCAUCCUUUCAAGGAUGAUAUCCAGACUCUAAUUUCAGACCAUAACUGGCUUCGGUCCCUCCGGAUGGCUUCAUAUGGUUUUCUUUUGUAUGGACCUGGUUCUUAUGCUUGGUACCAAUAUCUUGAGCAGGUCAUGCCCAAGCAAACAGUGCAGAAUAUAUUGAUAAAGGUUUUGUUGAACCAAAUUGUACUUGGUCCAUGUGUAAUUGCUGUUGUUUUUGCGUGGAAUAAUCUAUGGCUAGGAAAGCUCUCAGAGCUUCCCAACAAGUACCAAAAAGAUGCUCUCCGUACACUUUUAUUUGGAUUUAGGUUUUGGGUCCCUGUCAGCGCAUUGAAUUUCUGGGUGGUUCCUCUUCAAGCUCGUGUUGCUUUUAUGUCCAUGGGGUCUAUAUUUUGGAACUUCUGGUUAUCUUCAACUAUGAUCAAGUAACCACUUUUACUUCAUCAUAUGUGUAGCUACUAGCAUGCAGGAUCUAGCAUCAGAAAACCACACUAUUUCAAUAUUAGGAAAAUUCUCCAUAAUCGGCCUAAUGUUGGAACUGGAGCUAUUCGGGGCUAUACUGUUUUUCUUUUUCUACUUUUUGGGUUAUACCAAAGGAACUAUAAAAGGUCGUUUCGUAUGUAUGCAACUCAUAGAACUGACGUCCUUAUAUUUCAUUAACUAUUGGAUGCAUUGUUUCAACUAGUUUUGAUUGUAUUCUAGCAAUACACUUACAAUAUUUGACUGAUUUUGUAAAAAGAUGUUAUAAACAAACUUUCAGUAAUA
Daucus carota subsp. sativus is the source of this 1121-nucleotide messenger RNA. RefSeq lists its product as uncharacterized. Gene Ontology annotation, cellular component: cytoplasm; membrane. Bases 129 to 785 code for a protein of 218 amino acids. The transcript has 6 exons. The record is from RefSeq and is a predicted model, not a curated record. Lineage: Eukaryota; Viridiplantae; Streptophyta; Magnoliopsida; Apiales; Apiaceae.